AUGCAUGCGCCCGACCCCACGCUGCCACGACCGCCUCUCGCUGCACGCCUGCUCACCACCACAUGCAAGGGCUACCCCCCACGCUCAGCUGCUGCUGCUCCAGUCAACGUGUACGCUGCUGCUGUGGACGCGAUGCUUCGUCCCGUCAACGCCAGCGCGGCUGCUGUGGGUACUGCUGGGUGCUGCUGGGUGCGGACUGUCCUGCAGUCAACGCCAACGCCAACGGACUGUCCUGCUUCGCAGAUGAGUGCCCCUCCGCCCUUUGCUCGCCUCGCUUUCUCCUUUUCCUCGCAUGCACUCCGCACUCUCGCCCUGCUCGCUGCAGCAGCAACAGCACAAAACCGCCGCCCUGCUAGCACCAUACAUCAAACUCCCGUCCUUCCUGGCCUCAUCCUGAUCCGCCCCCUCUCGUCCCAGCUGGUCGCUCACACGGGAGUGGCAAUGGUUGGGGCAUGGAGUGCACAGGCAGCAGCUGCUCUCCACCCAACCCACCCACAGCUAACUGAGGCUGCAUCAGUGGCCCCCUUCUCUGCUCUCACCUGCCAUCCCACCCCACCCAUCCUACCACUAGCCGCUUACUCACCGAUCUUCACCUUCACAUCCGCAUUUUUUCCCCCUCCCUUCUCAGUCCUAAUCUGCCCCCUCUCUUCUCAGCAGGUCGCUCGCACGGGAGUGGCAGUGGCGGGGGACAUGGAGUGCACAGGCAGCAGCUGCUCUCCACCCAACCCACCCGCAGCUAACAGGUCGCUCGCACGGGAGUGGCAGUGGCGGGGGACAUGGAGUGCACAGGCAGCAGCUGCUCUCCACCCAACCCACCCGCAGCUAAUUCUCUCCUUGCAGGUGGAGGGGAGGGGCGUGGGGGUCAACACCGCCGCUCCCUCACACCCCUCCCCAGUGGCCGUGCAGGUGGCUGUGGUAGGAGGGGAGGGAAGCGGCACUCCACUCGGCUGGGAUGGGAUGGGAGAGUGUCGGGCUGGGUCGUCUGAACCAAGGUCACUCAUACAGAAGUGGCAGUGGCGGGGGACAUGGAGUGCACAGGCAGCAGCCGCAACCCACCCGCAGCUAAGUUCCUGCCCUGCCUCUCUACUCCUGUUCUCUCUUGUGUUCUUUGCUGCAUCUCCUGUGGAGGGGAGGGGCGUGGGGGUCAACACCGCCACUCCCUCACGUCUCUCCCCUGUGGCCGUGCAGGUGGCUGUGGUGGGAGGGGAGGGGGGCAGCACUCCACUCGGCUGGGAUGGGAUGGGAGAGUAUCGGGCUGGGUCGUCUGAAUCAAGAAGUGGCAGUGGCAAGGACAUGGAGUGCACAGGCAGCAGCCGCAACCCACCCGCAGCUAAGUUCCUGCCCUGCCUCUCUACUCCCACUCUCUCUUGUGUUCCUUGCUGCAUCUCCUGUUUCUUCUCGCUCCAAACGCAAGCCUCUGGUUCAGCCAAAGCUUGGGGCAGCACUCCAAUUGGCUGGGGUGGAAGGAAGCGUAUCGGGCUGGGUCGUCUGAACCAAGGUCAUGUGGGGUCAGGGGAGGGGGGCAGCAUUCCACUCGGCUGGGAUGGGAAGGGAGAGUAUCGGGCUGGGUUGUCUGAAACAAGGAGGCAUGAGGGUGAAUUGUGGGGUGGGUGGGAGGGGAGCAUGGGAGCAAGUGGCCAGCUCACUGCCUUAGGGGCAGCUUCCUCAGGGGUUGUGCGUUGUGGGUCGGGGUGUGGUGGGUGGGAUCUGCGCGGCACGGCACUCGGUGCUCAAGAGGUGGGCUGUCUUCUGCUCCCAUUGCUAGCAGGUGAGGGUGGGGUGGGGAAGGGUGGAGUGUGUGGUGAUGGUGGGGGAGGGAGGGUGGGGGCACUGGUGCCACCUGUUGCAUGGCGAGUGCAGGAUGUGCCGGGUAGUGAGAAGGGAAAGAUGCUCCCACUCCAUAUCAAGCGCGCUAUUUGCGCGCACCACGUCGAAAACCCCCGCCUGCGUCAUGUUGACCUGGCGAGGUGGUGUUACUCUCAUUACGGCUUGCGCCCGGAUCGCUCCACUGUCGGGCGCAUUUUGAAGAGCGCGGAACGACGGGCUGUCACGGCAACCGGCGACAACCAAUUGCGCCGGCGAGGUGGCGCAUGGCCUGAGCUGGAGCAGGCCAUGUCGCGGUGGAUUGCAAACGCGGGGCCCGCCGGCGUGCCGCUUACCCUGCAGACCAUCCGCGACCAUGUCGCGGCCAUCGCGCGGAACAUGGGCAUUCCGCCCACAUUCCGCUGCUCCAUCGGCUGGGUGCGCCGUGCUUUGCGGCGCCAGGGGGUGCGGUGCCGUGCAGCACAAGGCGAGGCGGCUAGCGCGGACAUGGCCGCCGUGCGCGGCGCCCGGGAGAAGCUUCCGCAACUCCUCACUCAUCUCGGCGUCACCCCGCGGGACACAUUCAACCUGGACGAGACCGCACUAUGGCUCCCCGUGCUCCCUAGGCGCACGUACAGCAACGGCCGCAUACCAGGUCGCAAAGUUCCCAAGGACCGCCUGACCGUCGCAUUCCUCGUGAAUGCGGACGGAAGCCACGUUUUCCGCCCGCUUGUGAUCAGGCGAAGCGGCCCCACGACUUCCGCCCGGACUAUGACCCCGAAGCCCUAUGCUACUAGCGGCAUAACGCGAAAGGAUGGAUGA
Messenger RNA from Closterium sp. NIES-65, 2625 nucleotides. NCBI's taxonomy places the organism in Eukaryota, Viridiplantae, Streptophyta, Zygnematophyceae, Desmidiales, Closteriaceae. The record is from the annotation of a GenBank genome assembly.